AUGGUAAUAGGCGCAUACAUGCUCUUCCGCCUCGGGUGGGGUGUGUAUGCCUUCAACGAUGUGCCUGAGGAGUACUCAUCGCUGCAGGAGGAGAUUCUGGAAGCGAAGAACCAGUUGCGGGUGGCGAAGGUGGACGUUGAUUAG
Messenger RNA from Histoplasma mississippiense, 144 nucleotides. RefSeq lists its product with no specific name. The transcript has a single exon. Bases 1 to 144 code for a protein of 47 amino acids. Gene Ontology annotation, biological process: GPI anchor biosynthetic process. NCBI's taxonomy places the organism in Eukaryota, Fungi, Ascomycota, Eurotiomycetes, Onygenales, Ajellomycetaceae. Gene Ontology annotation, cellular component: endoplasmic reticulum membrane; dolichol-phosphate-mannose synthase complex. The record is from RefSeq and is a predicted model, not a curated record.